This is a messenger RNA of Gastrolobium bilobum, 1428 nucleotides long. RefSeq lists its product as uncharacterized. The record is from RefSeq and is a predicted model, not a curated record. The transcript is spliced from 3 exons. Bases 1 to 1428 code for a protein of 475 amino acids. NCBI's taxonomy places the organism in Eukaryota, Viridiplantae, Streptophyta, Magnoliopsida, Fabales, Fabaceae. Gene Ontology annotation, molecular function: nucleic acid binding; zinc ion binding.
AUGAAAGAGAAGUACAAGGUCCAUGUCCAUUUGAAGAAAGUUACCAAGGCACUUCAUAAAGCCAAGGCCAGAAUUGAAGGAUGUGAAAAGGAGCAAUAUGCAAAGUUGAGAGACUACUUAGGAGAGCUUUUGAGAAGCAAUCCUGGCUCCACUUGUCAAAUGCAAGUCAUACCCCAACCUGACCCACAAGCCCCACCAAUAUUUUCCAAAUUGUAUAUAUGUCUUGAUGCAUGUAAUAGAGGGUUCAAAGCUGGUUGCAAGCCAUUAAUUGGUCUGGAUGGUUGUUUUUUAAAAGGAUAUUAUGGAGGACAGUUGUUGAGUGCAGUUGGUGAGGAUGCAAACAAGAGCUUCAAUGUCAUUGCUUAUGCAGUGGUGGAUAGUGAAACAAAAAAGAACUGGCAGUGGUUUUUGACUCUGUUACAAGAAGACAUUGGCAACCAUGGAGUCUAUGGUUGGAGCUUUAUUUCUGAUCAACAGAAGGGUUUGAUUCCAGCACUGAAAGAGGUCACGCCUGGUGCACAUCAUCAUUUUUGUGUGCAACAUGUAUGGAAAAAUUUUAUAAAACAGUGGAAAGAUAAGGCAAUCAGAGGCAUUGUUUGGGAGUGUGCAAGAUGCAACAUUAUUCCACAGUUCCAGAAAACAAUGCAACGUUUGAAAGGAAUAAAUGAGGUAGCAUGGAAGUAUUUGGAUAACAUUGAUCCCUCAAGUUGGGUAAAGGCAUAUUUCAGUCACUGGCCCAAAUGUGACGACAUAACAAACAACAUGGAAAAGAUAUGGAAUGCCAAGAUUGUUGGUUAUAGGUCCAAACCAAUAAUCAGUCUUUUAAAGGAAUUGAGGUGUUACAUUAUGAGGAGUAUGGCAGCACAUCAAAGGGUUCUAGGAACUAUUAGGGGUAAAAUAGCUCCUGCUCAACAGAAGAAGCUUGAUCAAAUAAAGGUACUCAGCAAUUCAUGGACACCAACUUGGACAGGGAAUCUGCACCAAUAUAUGUAUGAAGUCAGUGGCAAGGGUGAGAGAGUUGGAGUGAAUUUAACAACUCAAACUUGUGCAUCCAAUGCAUGGCAGUUGACUGGACUGCAAUUGGAUGCUUUGCAUGCCACUUAUGCACACACCUUGAACCCAGUAAAUUCAGACAAGUAUUGGCCUUCAUCUGAUGAACCCAAACCUCUUCCUCCAACACUGAAAAGGCCAAUUGGGCGUCCCAAGAAACACAGGAGGAAGGACCCAAGUGAAGAACAAGGAAACAGUAAAAAAAAAGUCGAAAGGACCUAUGUAGCCAAAUGUCCUAAAUGUGGUCAACAUGGACACUAUGCAAAAACAUGUAAGGGACAAGUAACUACCAACAAAGGGAAGAGACUAGCAAGACCAGAAAAUCUAAUCAAUGUAAGUAUUGGAUCAACCUCAGUAGAUGAAAUCCCAUUAAGUUAA